This is a messenger RNA of Blepharisma stoltei, 1962 nucleotides long. The record is from the annotation of a GenBank genome assembly. NCBI's taxonomy places the organism in Eukaryota, Ciliophora, Heterotrichea, Heterotrichida, Blepharismidae.
AUGUCAACUGAGACUUAUGCAUUCAACGCUGAUAUCCAGCAGCUUAUGUCGCUCAUAAUCAAUACGUUCUAUUCGAAUAAAGAAGUCUUCUUACGUGAGCUUAUAUCUAACGCUUCAGACGCCCUUGAUAAAAUUCGAUUUUUAUCUUUGACAGAUCACUCUGUAUUGGACUUAGAGCAAGCUUUAGGUAUCAAAAUUAUUCCUGACAAAAUCAAUAAAACACUGGCAAUUGUAGAUACUGGAAUUGGGAUGACUAAAGAAGAAAUGGUCAAAAAUCUGGGGACUAUCGCAAAGUCAGGAACUAAAGCAUUUAUGGAAGCGCUGUCCUCAGGCGCUGAUAUAAGCAUGAUUGGGCAGUUUGGGGUAGGCUUCUAUUCAGCUUUCUUGGUGGCUGAUAAAGUGACUGUCAUUAGUAAGCAUAAUGAUGAUAAACAAUAUAUAUGGGAAUCUACCGCUGGCGGGACUUUUACUGUUAUGGCUGAUGAAGACCCAGCUGUCGAAAAAUUGACAAGAGGGACCAAGAUUAUUUUACAGUUAAAAGAAGACCAGCUUGAAUACUUAUUCCCCCCUCCGUGAGUGAAUUUUGUUCGCUCACAGAGGGGUUAAUUUUUUUUAAAAAAAUUUACAUAUAAAUUUUAUAGUAAAUUUUUUUUAAUUUAAAAAGAUCCUAAUUCACAAAAAUUGAAAACCAAAUUUGUAAAAUUUAUUCUUUAAAAUGCAUACUGUUUGAAAUUAAACAGAAUUAGCAUGAGAUUUUCAUUUAUUAAUUAUCACUUAUAUAUCAAAAUUCUUUCAUAAAAAUUUUUCGUUCGCUCACAGAGUGUUAUUUUUACCAAAAAAUAGGGAUUUUUCCAUUUUUUUGCUCGCUUACGGAGGGUGGAGUUAGAAGAAAGAAAGCUGAAAGACCUAAUCAAAAAACACUCCCAGUUUAUUGGAUUUCCUAUUGAACUUUAUGUAGAAAAAACUAAGGAAAAAGAGGUUUCUGAAAGUGAAGACGAAGAGGAAAAAGAAGAAAAAGACGAAAAAAUUGAAGAAAUCACAGAGGAGCAAGAGAAGAAAAAGAAAAAAAAGAAAAAAAUCAAAGAAGUUUCCCAUGAAUUUGAGCAGGUAAAUAAAAACAAGCCAAUAUGGAUGCGAAAACCUGAGUCAAUCACUAAAGAAGAAUACGCCGCUUUUUAUAAAUCACUUACAAAUGACUGGGAAGAGCAUCUUGCCGUCAAGCAUUUUUCAGUCGAAGGUCAGCUUGAAUUUAAAGCGCUCCUCUUCGUCCCUAAGCGUGCUCCAUUUGAUUUAUUCGAGACCCGCAAAAAACUUAACAAUAUCAAGCUUUAUGUCCGGCGUGUCUUUAUAAUGGACGACUGCUCUGAGCUUAUCCCUGAAUACCUCAAUUUUAUAAAAGGUGUCGUUGACAGUGACGACCUCCCUCUCACAAUUUCCAGAGAAAACCUCCAGCAGCAUAAGAUUUUAUCAGUCAUCAAAAAAACCCUAGUCAAAAAAUGCCUUGAGCUUUUCAGUGAAAUUGCGAAUAAUGACGAAGACUAUAAGAAAUUUUACGAGCAGUUUUCCAAGAACCUGAAGCUUGGUAUCCACGAAGACUCCACAAAUAGACAAAAACUAGCCGAAUUAUUGAGGUUUUACACGUCAAAAAGUGCAGAUGAAAUGGUUUCGCUAAAAGAGUAUAUAGCAAGAAUGAAGGAAAGUCAGAAAGAUAUAUAUUAUAUUACUGGAGAAAGCAGACAAGCUGUCGCAAAUUCACCAUUUACAGAAGCGCUGAAGAAAAAAGGCUAUGAAAUUCUUUAUAUGGUCGACCCUAUAGAUGAAUAUGCAGUACAGCAGCUGAAGGAGUUUGACGGGAAAAAACUUAAAAACUGCACAAAAGAAGUCUGGAGCUUGAGGAAGGGGAAGAAGAAAAGAAAAAAUUUGAGGAAGCCAAAGCAAAGUUUGAAGGACUUUGCAAGCUAA